Messenger RNA from Trichobilharzia regenti, 5123 nucleotides. The record is from the annotation of a GenBank genome assembly. NCBI's taxonomy places the organism in Eukaryota, Metazoa, Platyhelminthes, Trematoda, Strigeidida, Schistosomatidae.
AAUUUACAAAUUGUCUAUUCACAAAUGAAAAUUCAGGAAAAAUUUAUUCUGGAGAGAGACAGUUUUCCCCAGUGUAGAAACAGUCUGCAUCAACAUAACACUAUAAUGAAUUAUCGAUGCUUAUUCAUUCAUGUCAACACAGACGCAUGGUGAUCAUGGAGAUGAAUUCUUCAUCAAAGUGUAUUCCACUGAAUGCGGCGAUGUGCAUCUAGUAUGUGAUCAGGUUAAGAGAGGCAAAACAAAAACGCGCUGAAAUUGAUACUGGGAGGAGUUCUGAUAUACAUAUAUAUGUAUAUAUAAAGAAGCCUACAUCAUUUAUUUACGGAUUAUGAGAGAUUAUAUAUUAAUUUCUUAUUUUAUUGUAUGGAUUUAUGCCGAUGAAUUUCAUGUUGUUUCUCCAGGACCAUGUCUACAAGAAGGUGAUGCUUAUUGUAUGCGUCGUGUUGCCAACAGCAUGUGUUCAAUUGAAAAAAAUGAAUGUUUCUGCAAGCCUGGUUAUGUUUCAAUACAAGAAAGUUAUGGGAUCACGUGUAAAACGCUGUUAACUAACUUGAAAUGUCAAGUAGACAGUGAUUGUGUCCAUGUGAUCAAUAGUGCUUGCCAUCCUGGUGCAGGAUAUUGUGCUUGUCCAGGUGGAACAAUAUAUGUGCCUCAGGAUCAUGCCUGUCGACAAUCAGCUGAGAAUAAUCAAAAUCAAUUUUGCUCAAAAUGUCGACAGGUUAAUGGAGUUUGUUAUUAUUAUUAUUAUCAACAUAAUAAUAAUAAUAAUAAUUAUCAUUCUCCCUCCUCAUCUUCAUCCUCGUCCUCACCCUCUUCUUGGUUCUCCUUCUCUGGUUCUUCUGCUUCUGCAUCACAAACAACUAACUCAGAGGGAUUUAAUCCCUACAAGCGGUAUAUGUAUAAAAAUCAUGACCUUGUUCCAUUCACUAGUCAAAUAGAUACAGUGUUUAAUGGAUUUUUAAAAUAUGCUCAUAACACAGAAAUGUUUGGAUGCAGUUGUCCACAUAAUACUGGCAUGUUAGCAUCGAUUCCAAGCGUGAAUUUUCUCAAAAAGAAUCAAAGCCAGUCACGGGAUAGUCAGAAUCAAUCAAAUGUUGAAAGUCAUGAUACUAAGGAUGCAAAGAUUCAUGCAUUAGUACCACAGAGUUUCCAGGAACUUCCACAAUGGUAUUUUUGUAAAGCAAUUAUAGUUGAUAUUUGGGAGUAUUGUAAUCAUGUUGAUAUACUGUGUCGAGCAAAAAAUGCUCGUUGUGUCAAAACAGAGCACAGUUCCAAUGUAAUUCAAUUCUCCUGUCAAUGUCUUCCUGGCUAUAUACCAGUCUAUCAGAAACAUUUGAAUUAUUAUGAAUGCUUUCGUCAACUUGAAGCAAAUCAUUCCAGUUGUAGGCCAUGUUUUCAUUCAAGUGGAAAAUGUUAUACAAUGAAUGAACAAAACAUUGACUCAUCAAUUGGAUGCUUGUGUCCAAAUAAUCUUCAACCAACACUGACAACAUCUACACCAACCGAUUUAAUACAUCAUAGCCAUACUAAUAAUGACAAUAAGGAGAGUAAUAACAAUGAUAGAAGUGAUGCACGAAACACAUUCAUGACGGCUUUAUUACCAACACACACAGGCGUUGAAUAUGAAAUGUGCGGUGAGAACUUAGUGAACGUAUUCUGUCAACGACAUUUAUUAGAAAUAUGCCUCUCACCGAUCAGUCAACCACCAUACCAGAAUUUAGCUGAAAAUCUACACCUACGUCGAUCUGUUGCAUUUGUAACCAAUUUGACAUUUCAUCAAAAUUUCAUUGAUACAUGCAGACUAGAUGUUAAACUGAACAGUUUACAAGGCAAACAAUGGAACCAUACAUCCGUAAAUCCUAUGAGAACUGAACAACAACAACAACACCAGGUACUGUGUAAAACUAUCGAUUGGAGACAAGAUCCUACAACAACUCCAUGCGGUAUAAGUAUUACAGAAUACAUGAGUGGACACUUAUACACUGGUUAUCUUGCUGUUAUCACAAGUCACGAACACCGUAACCAAGAGUCUGAUCUGCUAUUUCAAUUCACCUGUAAAACAAACAAUGAUGUACCACAUCGAGUACCAGGACAGGUUUUUGAAAGAAAUCUUGACAAUGACAAAGAAGAUCUAUUCAAAGAUUCUUCAUGGCCUAAACUUGAUGUCAAACUAUCGAUAAAAGAUGAAAAUGGACAAUCUGUACAAACAAUACUUGAAUCUGCCGCUGUAAGAUUUGAAGCUGAAUUAAUCGAUGAAUUAAAUAUCUACAAAGCUGUAAUUGUAGAGGAAUGUUAUAUGAUAGACGAAUUGGAAUCUGCACAGGCGAAUGAAGGUUCAAAAGAAACACUUCUAUUAUAUAAAGGGUGUCCAAUGUUUAGUUCAGAAUUAGCAAGCAAAUCAACGAUUAGUUUCAAUUUUCAAACAAAUCACUAUGGUAAUGAACAAGCUUUAAUAUUUAGAUCAACAGAUAAUCUGCAUCAUAUACAAACAGGUUUAUUUCGUCUAUAUCCAAAUUAUUCAUCAAUAUUUGUAGAUGGAAAAAGUAGAACAGUUACUACAGGCAGUAAUUAUACAUUUACACAUGAUAGAACAAUGAAAUUGACAUUUGAACAAAUGAAUUCGAUUGAUGAAACAUUUAAACAAAAAUUAAGUGAAAUUGGACAGAGAUUGCAUGAAUUAAAAUUCACUUGUAUAUUUCGUGUAUGCAAACAAUUGGCAUGGUGUUCAUGGCCAUCUGCUUGUGAUUCAACGUUGACAAGUUUGAACAAUCCUCGAAUAACAUUUUUACCUCCUGGCGUACGAAUAAUUCAACGUUCUGUACCUUUAUAUUUAAUUGAAAGUGUGCCAAGUAUUCAUUUGCCAGUGAAGAAACAAGCAAAAUCAAAAGUCUGUGAAGAGCUGUUCUGUUCCAAUACCCUUCAUAUUGUAUUAAUGAUGGGUUUAGUCGGUAUACUAACUUGUCUAAUGGGUGUUAUGGGUAUGCUGUUAGCCAGAAAAUAUCGUCAUCGUUUACAUCAAACACGUGAUACCUUUCUACGAUCUAAAACAAAAAUGAAGCCGUCUAAUCAUUCAUCUGCACCUCCUCCACCAGCUCCUGCUGCUCCUGGUACUGCCGCUGCUGGCGGUCAUCACUACAGAGGUGUCCAUCAUCAUCAUCAGGAUCAACAGUGUUUACAAUGCUCUGAAACAAAAACACAAUCGUUAUUAUCGAAAAGUUAUUAUAAUCCAAUAAUCCAGUCGACAAUUACUCAACAUUUACUUCAUUAUAAACAGCAUUCAGAACAUCAAUCAGAGAAUGGUGUAUUAAAGAGUUUGUUAACAGUUGACAAUAAUAUCGAUACUACUAUUAACGGUAGCAGUAAUAAAAUUAGUAGUAGUACUACUACUACUAAUAAUAAUAAUAGUGAUAACAGUAAUAUGAAUCCAUCAUGUACUGUUGGUAUGAAAGAUUGUUGUAAAUAUUGGUUGAAUGAACAUUCAUACGCUAAUCCACUACUGAUAAAAAACUCUUCUAAUGAUUUAUCCCAAUAUCAUUCACAUUUGUGUCAUCAACAGGGACAACAUGGACAACAAGUACACACAGCUAUACAACCCCAACAACAACAUCAGUUGUCGUCAUCUUCAUCAGGAGCAACACCAAGUCAUUGUUCAUGUCUAAGUGAUAUUGUAUUGAAUGAUAGGACAAAAGGUAUACAGAAUUCACAUAAUUACUAUACAUUUAAACGUUAUACUACCCUACCACCGACAACCACGCUGACACCAUUCAAUACAACAAGUUUUAUGAAAGAAAAUGAAAGUGGCCUAGUAAACAAGACGACAACAUUUCUACUAGAACCGAUGAAUCCUCUAAUUCAUACUAAUGCUAUUACUACUAACAAUAUCACUGGUAAUAUACAUGAUAGACUGACAACGACACCAUAUCCAACAACUUUUACAAAUAAUAAUAAUAGUAAUGAUGAUAACAGUAAGCAUUCAAUGUUCUUUUGUUGUCCAGAACAAUUAACUAAUCGUCAUGAUGCGUCUUUGCUUCAGCAUAAACAUAAACAAUUGUAUUCUCAGGCGGAACGAUAUGGUAACCUUGAUUCUGCUGUUAGCGGCGGCGGUAAUGAUGAAGGUUUUAAGAAUGUAAACUCUGUAUAUAAUACUAAUAAUAAUAGUAAUAGUAACGACAAUAAACCUGAGAUUUCUUUACAUGAAUAUAAAAAAUUAACUAAUCCUUCGAAUGAUACAGUUUAUUUUGGUGUAGAUUAUCCUAAUUCUAGUUAUACAAUAAAUCCAUUAGAUUUAACACUUUGUACAGAUAGUUUACACAAAUUACAAGCGCAAACACAAUCAAACACAAUAUUACAAUCAAUACUGGGUCAACCGCAACCACAACAACAACACCAACAUCAGCAACAACACCAACAAUAUGUAGAAGGCUGAAGAGUAUAUGGCAAGUCGUAUAAUGUACAUCCCAGAAAGAGACGUACACACAGAAGAGGGUAAACUGACCAAAAAAAUGAACCAGAAACUGAAAUAUCAUAAACACAAUCACUUCAGAAAUGAAACGUAUUCACGACUAUAGACUACUUAUAAUUCAUUGACAGUCAUUUAUAAACGAGAAAAGAAUAUCUUGGAACCAAUAGCACUCUUUAUGGUUGUGUAACCUUAACAAAAUAAUUCUUAAGCCCUAGAGAUUACCAAAUACUACCAACACAUACAUGCACACAUAGUGACACACACAGACACACUCACACAUGAAUCACAAAUGCACACUUACAUUAUUAAUACUUCCUGUAUACUUAGUCGAUGUUGUUGCUGUUGUUCCUUUCUGAAUGCACCACUAAUUUAGUCGUCGCUGCCGUAUUAUUAUUGUUAUUAUUAUUAUUAAUCAGUUGGCAGAUGUAUUCUUCUGAAGUCUUCAACUCUCCAGUUUUUAUCAACAAAACAAAACUUAGAGAAUCUUCAUGAGACUGAAAUAUCUAUUGUAAUCUAUUUUAAAAUAACCGCGGUUUUCGGUUGUUUGUUUUUGUUCUUUCUGGACCAUUUAGGUACACACACACACACACACACUGUAAUUUUUAUUAAUUUGUAGUUAUUUUUUUUAAUAUGUGAAAUAUAAGAAAAAUAUUUCAAAAAA